Molecule: messenger RNA, 1059 nt
Organism: Dictyostelium discoideum AX4
Lineage: Eukaryota; Evosea; Eumycetozoa; Dictyosteliales; Dictyosteliaceae
Product: cysteine protease
Exons: 4
Coding region: 1-1059 (352 amino acids)
Biological process (GO): proteolysis
Cellular component (GO): lysosome
Molecular function (GO): cysteine-type endopeptidase activity; cysteine-type peptidase activity
Source: RefSeq, a predicted model, not a curated record
AUGAGAUUCAUCUUAUUCUUUGUUUUAAUGUUAACAGCCUUGGCUGCUGGUAGAAGAUUAUCAGUUGAGGAAAGUCAAUUCAUUGCCUUCCAAAAUAAAUAUAAUAAAAUUUAUUCAGCUGAAGAAUAUUUAGUUAAAUUUGAAACCUUCAAAUCAAAUUUAUUAAAUAUUGAUGCCUUAAACAAACAAGCCACCACCAUUGGAUCUGAUACUAAAUUUGGUGUCAACAAAUUUGCUGAUCUCUCAAAAGAAGAAUUCAAAAAAUAUUACUUAAGCAGCAAAGAAGCCCGUUUAACUGAUGACCUCCCAAUGUUACCAAACUUAUCAGACGAUAUCAUUUCAGCAACCCCAGCCGCUUUCGAUUGGAGAAAUACUGGUGGUUCAACUAAAUUCCCACAAGGUACUCCAGUUACCGCUGUUAAAAACCAAGGUCAAUGUGGUUCAUGUUGGUCAUUCUCUACCACUGGUAACGUCGAAGGUCAACACUAUUUAUCAACUGGUACAUUAGUUGGUCUCUCUGAACAAAAUUUAGUCGAUUGUGAUCAUACUUGUAUGACCUACGAAAACGAAAAUGUUUGCAAUGCUGGUUGUGAUGGUGGUCUCCAACCAAAUGCCUACAACUACAUCAUCAAAAACGGAGGUAUCCAAACCGAAGCUACCUAUCCAUACACUGCUGUUGAUGGAGAAUGUAAAUUUAACUCUGCCCAAGUUGGUGCUAAAAUUUCAUCUUUCACUAUGGUUCCACAAAAUGAAACUCAAAUUGCUUCCUACUUAUUCAACAAUGGUCCAUUAGCUAUUGCAGCUGAUGCUGAAGAAUGGCAAUUCUAUAUGGGAGGUGUUUUCGAUUUCCCAUGUGGUCAAACUUUAGAUCACGGUAUCUUAAUUGUUGGUUAUGGUGCUCAAGAUACCAUCGUCGGUAAAAAUACUCCAUACUGGAUCAUUAAAAACUCAUGGGGUGCCGAUUGGGGUGAAGCUGGUUACUUAAAAGUUGAAAGAAAUACUGAUAAAUGUGGUGUUGCCAAUUUCGUUUCUUCAUCAAUUGUUGGUUCAUCAAACUAA